GAAUGCAAAAAAACUUGUUGUUAAAACACCGCAAAUUUUUAUUAAAAAAUAAAAAUAAAAACAAAUUCGUAUCCAAGCAUAUUAAUUAAUACAUCGCUUAGGGAAAAUAUAUAUUGAAACAUUUUACAAUAUAAUAAAAUUGAUUUGAAUACAAUAAAAUAAUGCAAACUGUGUCGAAUGGCAAAAAUAAGCCGGGAGUUAGAACAGUUUUUAGAUAUCGUAUGUAAUUUAAAAAAUGCAAAAUAACAAAAAUAUUAAAAAAAGAGACUCUUUAAUAUCUAGACAGCAACACAUAAUAGAGGAGCUAAGUGAAAAUGGUGUAAUACAAUACAAUUGUACCGCCUGCCGGAAAACUUUUCGCAGUCGUUCCCAAAAAUAUUACCACUUGAAUUGUAAUCAAUUGCAAAAAUGUUUAUACCAGUGUGAGCAUUGUGAUAAGAGUUUUGUACGGAAGACCCAAUGGAAAUAUCACAAUGAAUCCCACCUAUCUCCUAUCAAUGAAUGUAAAAGGUGUCAGAAAAUAUUCUCUAAUCCAUUAGCUUUAAAGAAGCAUUUGUCUUUGCAUAAAGUAGAGCCAAAAUUAUGUCCACAUUGCAAUAAGAGUUUUAAAAAGAAAAUCUCACUGGAGGAACAUAUUGCUGCACAACAUCUAAAUCAAUUACAAUAUGGUUGUGCUUAUUGCAGUAAGAAAUAUGCUUCGAAGUCUACGCUGCAAUUGCAUUUGCAAUCACAUGAAAAAAAACGCUUUGAAUGUACAUUUUGUGGAAAACAAUUUCAACGAAAUUCAAUAUUAAAACUACAUUUAAAACGUCACAACAAUUCAAAUGUAAUUUGUAAUAUCUGCAAGAAAGUAUUCAGUGAAUCGGGGGCAUUGGCUAGACAUAGUAAAAUACAUGAAGAAAACGUAGUGCAAUAUCAUUGCAAAUUGUGCGAUAAAAAUAUACUUAGAAAGGACAAUAUGAUGAGACAUUUAAAUACAAUACAUCCGGAUGAAAAGUUUAAUAAUAUUGUUGAAAUAAUACGACCAAUGAUAUCGAAUACAAAUGUAAAUCCUAAGCAUUAUAUUAUAGAAAGUGAAUCAUUUGAUAUUGAUUCUUUCAAAGAGAAACAUAAACAUAACCCAGAGAAAAAUGUUGUUAUUAUUGAAAAUAAAUUACUGCAAAAACCUCAUGAGCACAAUGACAGUAUAGUUGCAAUUUCAAAAAACAUCACAAACGAACAGAUACAGACGUAUGAUAAGUCGAAAUAUCCUUUAAUUAACCAAAUCAAAGUGAUUACUGCAAUUCAAACAUACGAAAAUGAAAUAUUUCAUGAGAAUAAUAAAAAUAAUAAAAUUGUAGAUUAUCACCAACAAAUAGAUUAUACAAAAAAUUAUGCAAAUGAAACAAACUGUGAUUUAAAGGCAAUAACAAGUAAAAAUAUUGGACAAAGUGAAAAUAAUAUAGCAGAUAACUCACUAAGCAAACAAAAAUCUCAAAAUCAGACUGAAAAUGAAACUAAAAAGCAAGACUCCUUUAUUGAUAAAGAUUAUUGCGUACAACGUAAACAAGAUAAAGAACAACCAUUACAGAUUUAUGAACCGCCAAAAACACAAACUAUUUCUUCCGUCAUUAGAUCUGUUGGAAAUGCUAAAAAUUUAACAUGCUAUUUGGAGGCACCUGCUACACCAAUUAAGCAAACCUGUUUGGAAUAUAAACAUAAAAAAUAUUGUCGUAAUAAUUACAAUAUUGACUUAUAUCGUAAAAUAUUGGGCUGUGAUGAAGAAGACGAAGAAGGCAAUGAAGAAAAAGAACAACCAAAUUGCAUGCUUACGCGACAACCACGUAAUGAUUUGUGUGAUAAUCAUAUGCUAAAAUCAUCAACAUCAGCUGCAGUACACUGGCGUAAAAGUUUUAAAAAUAAUUAUGAAACGUGGUCAACAUAAAUCAUGGUAAGUUAAGACAUAUGUAUGAAUAUGUGGAUAUUUUUUCAAAUUGUUGGUUUAGCGUGCAUAUAUUGUGAUUAUAAUUUUCAGAAUAUAAUUUUCGAGCCUUUAAAGUAGAUAUGUAAAAAUAUUUAGAAUUCAAAUAGAUAGCAAAGUCGAUUUAGCUAUAUAUGUAUGUCUGUCUGUAUGAAUGUCGAAAUACAUUUUCUAAAUACUUCAGAUAUCUUUGGUUUCCAAAUGUUCAAUAAUUCUAUGAGAUAUGAUUUUGAUAAUCAUAUUUGGUUCAUUCUGAAAAAAAUCUAAAAUUUUUAUUAUAUCUACAUACUACAUAUUUCGAAUAUGGUAAGAAUUGUGAUUUUUGGUUAUUUUACUCCCAUCUUUACUAUUUAUGAACAUAAAUAGGAAUUUUUCUAUAAAAGUUAAUAGAUCAAGAAAUUCUAGACCUUUAAACAAAUAAAAAUGGGAGGUUUGUACACAAAACCGACAAGAUAUAUUUAAUAUAUGAUAUAUUUUUAGUUCAUUUCAUUCUGUACUUAUACAUUUUAAUUAAUAGCUUAAGCUAUUUUUUAGUUUUAAAUACUGAAUAUGAAUAAGAAUAAUAUGGAAUAAUUUAAGAAAAUGUAUAUAUGUUAUACUAACCUCAAAUAUAAUAAUAAACAAAAAUUUUAGUUUUAUAUUUGGCUGAGCCAAAUCUACAGAAUAGAUAACAGUCCAUAUCGUUUGGAACGGGAACUUUUUUGAAUGUGGCUAGAAAAUAAUAUAUUUUAUACAUUUUUUUUAAUUAUUAUAUUUUUACUUAUUUAGUUAUGGGAUAUUGAAUUGCAAGUAAUAACCAGGGCAAGGAUUUCUAUGCAAAUGCAUGUUUGUAGUCUGUAAAUCAAAAAACUUUUAACUAGUUUUCUUUUCGAAAUAGUUUUGGUUUCUCUGUGUUUCAUAUUUUUACAACAAAUU
This is a messenger RNA of Lucilia cuprina (Australian sheep blowfly), 2875 nucleotides long. Its product is annotated as zinc finger protein 271. The coding region runs from base 236 to 1924 and encodes 562 amino acids. Gene Ontology annotation, cellular component: nucleus. NCBI's taxonomy places the organism in Eukaryota, Metazoa, Arthropoda, Insecta, Diptera, Calliphoridae. The record is from RefSeq and is a predicted model, not a curated record. The transcript is spliced from 4 exons.